AUGGCUGAAACUCCCGCGAAUCAGCAGCCCAAGGGCAACAAGAGAAAACCGUCCGCAUCGGCCGAGUCCGCCGACCCCAAGAAGACUAAAACCAUCCCGAACGGCCCGGCGACGCCUCUGCCCACGCACGAUGCCCUCCUCGCCGAGUUGAGCUCCAAGUAUGACAUCCUUCCUGCCUUCACCAUCUCCUCGACCAAGAUCCAGAAGCGUGUGAACUGGCUUUUGCGCCACCUGCGCAAGGACGACGGCGAACCGAGAAAGCGCGUUGUGCUCCUCUAUGCGCGGCCGAGCGAGGUCGUCAAGAUGAUUACCAUCGUGGAGCUUGUCAAGCGUAUCGUCGCGGAGGAGGACGAGGGCGGGCGGUGGUAUCAGUACAACCAGAUGUACGCGCUUCCGCCAAAGGUCGAGGUUGUGGAAGAAACCAUGUUGAGCGGCGGCGGCGGCGGCGGCAUUGACGAGAGCGGGGCAGCGGCAGGCUCGGACAACGACGACUUCGAGAUUAUGGAGAGCCGGUUCGAGAGGGCAGUUCUGCCUCAGCCGGUCAAUCGCGCAGCCAAGUCGCUGAGCGUCUUCCUCUCGCUCGUGCCCAUCCCAGAGUUGAAGGCCAAGGACGAUGUUACCACUCAGACAAACGAGCCUCAGGGCGUCUCAAAAAGCUCGACUGCGCCUUAA
Molecule: messenger RNA, 672 nt
Organism: Colletotrichum higginsianum IMI 349063
Lineage: Eukaryota; Fungi; Ascomycota; Sordariomycetes; Glomerellales; Glomerellaceae
Exons: 1
Coding region: 1-672 (223 amino acids)
Source: RefSeq, a predicted model, not a curated record